Messenger RNA from Brassica napus (rape), 2092 nucleotides. Its product is annotated as mitotic spindle checkpoint protein BUBR1-like. Lineage: Eukaryota; Viridiplantae; Streptophyta; Magnoliopsida; Brassicales; Brassicaceae. The transcript has 8 exons. The coding region runs from base 882 to 1295 and encodes 137 amino acids. The record is from RefSeq and is a predicted model, not a curated record.
UUCUCCCUCCUUCCACAAAUAUAAUUUUAGAGAAAUGUUUGAUAUGAUCAUUAAUGAUUCGAAAUUCAAGAAGCUAGGAAAUGGUGUUUGUUAGAAAUUACAUGAUCAGAUUACUUGUAAAAUUAUUUUUAUUAAUCACUUUAAUUAAUACCAUCAACAUAUUGUUUUUUUGGUAAGCAACCACAAAAUGCAAACGUAAACGCCUAUAACAAAAAAACGAAGACAAAUCAUAGCCCAUAUAAACUAGGCCCAAACACACGUGAGUCCAUCUACACGCUUAUAAGCUGUGGAACCCUCGCUAACUAACGGCUAUAUCCACUUGAAUUUCAAAACUGUCUCAAAAGUCUAACGAAGAAGAAAGAACGAAAGAAACAACAACAAUGGCGGAAACGAGGGUCGAAAUCCCAGAUCCAGAAACAGAGUUCUUCGCUUCCAAACAAGAGACAGGACACGAGUGGGAGCUUUUCAAGGAGAACGUCCGGCCUCUAAAGAGAGGACGAAACAUCCGUCUCCUCAACCAUGCUCUCAAAUCUCACUGUGACCACCAAUUAAGAAAGACCCUCAUCGAGAAACGAAGGAAGCUGAUUGAGGAGAUAGACGAGUACGAUGGUGAUGACCCUCUCUUCCCAUGGAUAAAGUUCGUUAAAUGGGUGCAGGAGGCGUUUCCUCCGGAAGGAUAGUGCUCAGGGCUGUUGGUGAUAUACGAGCAGUGCGUGAGAAAGUUCUGGCACUUGGAGCGGUACAAGGAUGAUCUUCGUUACCUCAAAGUCUGGUUGGAAUAUGCGGAGCAUUGUGCUGGUGCUGAAGUGAUUUAUAAGUUCUUGGAGGUUAAUGUUAUUGGAAAUACACAUGCUUUGUACUACAUAGAUUAUGGGUUGCAUAUGGAUUUUACGGGUAAGGUGAAGACGGCUAAUGAGAUCUUCAAUCUCAGAAUCUCUAGGAAUACAAAGCCUGUGGAGAAGUUGAAUGAGGCUUACAAGAAGUUCAUGGUGAGAACUAUGAGAAGGUCCAAAAGUGUUGAUGAUGAGCCAAAGGAGAAUGAAUUACCGUCAAGAAGCUUUGGGACUGUAUUGUCUAGAGGAGAUAAUAAUAAUACAGGAAGGCAGGCGUUAGGACCACAAGCAAAGAGAACAAAGCCUAAUCACUCAUCCAAGGCACCUUUGGCUGUCUACAAGGACACUGCAUCGGGGGAUCAAACAGAGUCGGACAAGUCAAAACCAGAGUUUGGUUCUUUGCUUAUGCUUGGAGGCAGAGGAGAGAGGAACAAAGAGAACAAUGCUUUACCUGGAAAAUGAGCAUCAUUCAAGGUUUUGCUUCUGCUCUAACAUACAAAACUAAACUAAACUUGUCUCUGUAAACUGAUCAUUUACCUGCAGUUGAUAUAUAUAUAUAAAUAUAUAUAUAUUCUGACAGGUUCCUCAGAAAACUAUUGUGAGAACUGCUGCUGCAUCUGCUUCCUCCUUUGAGGUUUUUGUCGACGAAGAAAAAGAUUGUACAGAGUCAGUUAGACAACUAGUUUCUGUUUCCAUAACAAGACAGAGAUGUUUCGUUAUUAACUUUAGAUUAUGAAACUGAAUUCAGAGAGUAGAGAAGAAGGAGAGUGAAACCAUCUCAUCAUCAUCAAACAUUUUGCCGCUUAAUGAUGGCCGUGAGAUAAAGAAGUAAGCAUAGAAUCCCUUCUUGAUUCACCUAGACAAUUACCACAUGGCUUAUGUAUCUAAUGAUGUUUCCUUUGAAAAAAUACUGUAAAGAAACAGAGCUGCUGCGACAGAACCCUUUAAGACACUUUCCUCCCAGCAGCUUCCUACGAUGAUGAGGUUCAUCAUCUUUACAGACAAUCAUAAUAGACAACGAUGUUCUGAAAUUUGAAAUUUGAGCUUUUGUCUAUAAGGGGGUGAUUGGUAAGUGUUGUGAGUGCUCUAGACAGCCUCAAAUCUCUUUACAGCCCCAAAAUCAAAGCAAUCAUGCCCUGGUUAUCUUUUUAAAACUCAGCCAAAUCCAUAUUUUGCUUUAGUUUACGGCUCUGGAAAGCAAAUUCUCUACAGCUCAGUUUUGUGAGCUUUCCAAAAGAAAAAAGGAAUAUUUCAUUUAA